Molecule: messenger RNA, 6992 nt
Organism: Corticium candelabrum
Lineage: Eukaryota; Metazoa; Porifera; Homoscleromorpha; Homosclerophorida; Plakinidae
Product: nucleoprotein TPR-like
Exons: 51
Coding region: 1-6840 (2279 amino acids)
Biological process (GO): mRNA export from nucleus; regulation of mitotic spindle assembly; protein import into nucleus
Cellular component (GO): nuclear pore
Molecular function (GO): structural constituent of nuclear pore
Source: RefSeq, a predicted model, not a curated record
AUGGCGGAAGAAGUAAACGUGAACGCUGCUCUAGUCGAUGCUGGCGCCGCAACUGCGGAGGAAGCUGCUCUUGUAGCUAGUCUAUUGGAGAAACACGGAUUCAGCGUUCUACUUCAGCGAUUUAUCUCUGUUUACGAGAGGAAAGUGCAGCACCUCUGUUUGACGGUCGAUGAGGCGAAAUCGGAAAGAGAACGUCUUGUUUUGACGUCAGAAACAAAGUUUCAUCAGUUGGAGAAAGACCUGACGGUUACCUUACAACGUUUAGAUGUCGCACAGCGUGAGAACAACAAGUUGAAUCAUGACCUUUCACUGAAAGUGACUGAAUCAACUCAUCUACAGAAGACUCUGGAAGCUACAGAAACCGCUAGAGAUACUUCUGCAUUGCAGCAGAGAGAAUCUCACAUUAUCCAACAAAAACUUGAGAGCGAGAAGCAAGAGCUACUGGAAACACUUGAUCGGAGGAACACAGAGAUAACAAGACUAAAUGAGGAAUGGCACAGAAUGAGUGAGCGAGUGACUACUGCCAGUAAGCUUCACGGUGAAGUCCAAGUCAAGGUGGAUGAGAUUCAAAGCAGAGAGAUUACAUUCCAGUUUCGCGAGCAACGACUCCAACAAGAAAAAGAUCUACUUGAUUCUCAAAACAAGUGGCUACAAACAGAGCUGAAGAACAAGGCAGAAACUCUCGUCCAGCUAAAGAACGAAUACGCUUCUGAUCGGGUUUCACUGAGAAGUGAACUCAGUGACAAGUCACAACAGUUGACAAGAUUGGAGUCACUUGUUGAAGAGAUGAAGCAAACGAUGAAGGGGAAAGACGCAAAACUAGAAGUCUACUUGGAUAAAUUGAAGCAGGCUAGAGAGGAAAAGCUUCAAUGUGAAGAGCACUUCAGGAAGGAGUUAUCUGCUCAAACCAAACUAUCUACAUUGUAUCAGACGUCGGCUACUGAAUCAGAGAAGAGAGUCGAAGAACUAAUAACAGCCGUUGAGGAGCUGCAACAACUUUAUGGCAAAUCCGUUGAAGAACAAAAAGAAGUCGAAGUGUUACAUUACACAUCUGCUGCAAGAGUCAACGAACUCAAUGAGAUGGUCAACAAGCUGAAGGGUGAACUAGAGGAUGCUAAUGAACUGCUGGAACUUGCCAGACAACGAGGUGUAGCUUCGAUGUCUGAAGAUGCAUUGAAGGAACUUUGCCCAACAGCGGCGACGACAAGCUCGUUAUUGAAGUCAGGAAUGACUUUGACACAGAUCUACAGUGAAUAUGUGGAGACGAGUGAUGCAUUACGCCAGGAGAAGGAAGAAAACAAACGUCUCAAUGAUUAUCUCAACGAGAUCUUGAGAGAACUGGAGGAGAAAGCUCCCGUGUUGCAGCAGCAGAAGAGGGAAUUUGAAGAGACGUUGAAAAUGAACGAGCACUUGUCACUAAGAUUGAGUGACACAAUGAAUGAGUGUGAACGUAGAAGCGAUGAGACUGAACAAGCCAUUCAAGAGACCAAUUUCUUAAAACGAGAGAACAGACGAUUACGAGAGCAAACAGCCGACCUCGGACAGCAGGUUCGAGUUUUGCUUAAAGAGUGUGAGGAAGCUCGUGGUGGUCUGAGCUCAACGUGCGAUCCGUUGCUGCAUCGAGAUGAAGGUUCCAACGUCAGCAGUUCGUCACAGGUUAUCUCCAGCACGCUGGUUGCCUUCAGGAGCAUUCAGGAAUUACAACAGCAGAACCAGAAAUUACUGUCCGUGGUGAGGGAGUUGAGCGAAGAAAAAGAGCAGGCAGAGCAAGCACAAGCAGAUGCUCGGAUUACUGAGUUGCAGCAGCAGCUUCAGGUUGCAUCGAGUCAGCUGGACGAGUUACGACAAGCAAGAGCAAGGCAGUCUGAAAUGGUUGAAGCUAUUGUUCGUCAGCGUGAUAUGUAUCGUGUCCUCGCUCAGGGCAGCUCUCCUGCUAAAUUGUCUACAUCAUUAAAUGCAAGUGAUGUUGUUGCUGUUGGAGGUCUUGAGUCUGAUGAGGUAGCUGAAGCACGAGGCGCACUGAAAGAAUUACAGAGUGAAUUUGAGUCGUACAAGAAAGAGAAAGCUGAAUAUUCCAGAAUGAUUGAAACCAAGUUAGAGGAAUUCAGGGAUGAAGCAUCAAAGGUGAAGCUUGAAAACAGCCGGUUAUCUUCCAGCUUAGAGUUUGCCGGAGAACGAGCUCAAAUGCAACUAUCAAAUACAGACGGAUAUAGAAGAGAAGUUGACUCUUUGAGGGACAGAAACCAGAAACUAUCAGAGUCACAAUUAAAACUAGAAAUGAAUCUAGAGAAGGCAAGGCAGGAGUUAUUGAAGACAACUGAAGCUGUGGGAAAGCUAGAGCGUUCAUGUGAAAUGUUGAAACUCGAACGUGAUCAACUGAAGACUGCCGAGUCACGACUUCUCCAACUGAACGACGGACUGAUGAGAGAAAAACAGAGCCAGAAUGUUGUCAUCGCCAAUCUACAGACGUUAGAGAAGAACUUAGAACGAAGCGAGUUAGAAGUGAAGACGCGGUUGGGCAGCAAGAUUGAAGAUUUGGAACGUGAAGUGGUGACCCUGAGGCGAGAAUCGACUGCAGAGAGAGAGAAACACGAUGACAUGCUGCAUCUCGUUCAGACGCAAUUGAGAGAGACGCAGAGUCGGCUGGAGCAAGAAAGAAAACAAGUGUCGCUUGUGAAGGAACAACUCGUUGCAUCGCAGUCGAACAUCGCUGCUAUGGAAAGGACAGAAAACGAGUUGAAGGAAAGGCUACAGAAAAGUGAACAGCAACUUGAACAACUGACUGGAAGUAGCGCAGAUGAGACAGACGAACAGAAACAAUUGUCGGAAUUACGAGCUCAAAUCAGAUCACUUCAAGAGCAGAAAGAAGCUGUUGAUCAGCAGCUGUCUCAAGCUAUAAAACGAGCCGAUGAAUUCAAGGCUCUCAGCUUGGCCAAUGAGGAAGCUCUGCAAGAGUCAAAUCAUGCCCACAGUGACUUCCAAAAGUCUAUGGAGGCGAGACUGGCUGCUGCGAUUGCAUCAGAAGAGAAAACGAAAGAGAAACUGGCAGAUGUAGAGAAACGGAGAGAGAAACUUAUGCAAGAUCACGAAAAGCUACAGAAACACAUGCAUGAGCAGACUCAAGAUCUACGUCGAUCAGUGUUGAGACUCCAAACUGAUUUAGAGGACGCUGUUGCUGCUCGAACUGGUGCCGAACAAGGUGAACUCAUCGCUCAAACGGAAUGUCGACAGCAAGCAAGGAAAGCAGCCGAAGCCCAAGAAAAGUACGAGCGAGAGUUGACGUUACAUUCAGCCGACGUCCAGUCACUACAAAGUGUGAAAGCGAAGUUGAAGAAAGUUUAUGAUCAGCUGGAUGAAGCACGCAUUGCAUCUGACGAUGCUUCAGCACGCGUUCGACAGAUAGAAGCCGUGAUGGAGGAAAAGACACGAGCGAGUCGUGAAGAAUCAUCUCAGUUGACGACACGUAUGGACGACUUACAGAAACAGAAUGAGAUUUUACAUGAACAAGCAGAACGGUUGAGUCGACAGCUAGUUGCAGCUCAGCCUAGUCUAUCUGAUGCAUUGUCUGGAUUUUUGUCUGGAGAUUCUUCUUCUCAGACAGAAGACAAUCAUUCUAAGACUCCAGCUCAGUUGUGGGAUAUUAUACGAUUUUUGCGGAGAGAAAAACAGAUUGCUGAAACGAAGUGUGAAGUUUCUGGAGCUGAGAGCGUGAGAUAUCGCCAACAAUAUGAACAUCUUCAGAGACAACUGGAAGACACAAGAACGGCUCUAACAGAAGAACGCGAACGAUCACAGUUGACAGCACAAACAGCCGCACAACAUGCAGAAAUCAUGGAGAAGGUUGAGAACUUGAGCAUCCUUCAAGAUUCAAAUAAAGUUCUACGUGAAGAGAAGACGUAUCUCAGUCAGCAAGUUGCUCAACUGGAGGCAAAGGUGAAAUGGUUGGAAGGUGAGAUGGGGCCACUGAGUGAGAAUAAUCGACUUCUGAGUGGCCAGAAAGAAAAACUUUUAGCUGAGAAAGCAGCAUUGAAAAAUGAGGUUGAUCGGUGGAUGGCACGGACUAAUCACUUGAUUGAGGAGUGUAAUAGAGUAGAUCCAGAAGAAUACAAGGCUUUGAUUGAACAUCGUCAGCAAAGUGAGACUAAAAUCACCACAAUUACCGAAAGCCUCCAACAGUCACAAGAAGAAGUCGCAGCUUUACAAGCCGAAUCAAACCACCUGAAGGAUCAAAACGCAGAGUCUACAAAGAGCUAUCAAGAAUUACAGAAAGAGUUGGAGACUGUGAAGCAAAACGUGGAAGCGAAAACACGAGAAAUUGCAGAGAAAACAAAGAUGGUGACAAAGCUGAGGAAUGUUGGUCGCAAUUAUCGAACUAACUUUGAGCAAACAAAAGCAGAGUUGGAGGAGACGAAGAAGAAAUUGGAAGACGCUCUCAAACAAGAAGGCGAGAAAAGCGGCAGUCAAGAUGAUUUCAAAGCUGAAAUGGAGGAGAAAGUGAAGUCAUUGAGUCAGGAGAUUGAACAGCUAAAGAAAGACAAUCAAGAGCAACAGUUGGCCAUUGCAGAAAGAGACGAGAAGGUCAAGAGACAUCAGCAACUGCUGAAGAGAACUCAGGAGAGAAUGCGAACUCUAACAAAUGAAAACAUGAAACUGGCGGCAGAAAGUAAGGCAGCAACGAAAGAGACAGCCGGCACAGAGAAGGAAAAGCAUGCAGACGACGAGCGUGAAAUGCGUGAAGUAUUACUAAAACAGCAGCUGGAACAAAAGAUCAAACGCCUACAACAGGAAAAGCAGGAGGUCGCAGACAAGUCAAAAGAAUGGCAAGACAAAUAUGCAAAACUCCUCAAGACGAUGCAGGAAAAACGUGAAACAUUGCAGAAAGCUCAGAAACCAGCCGUCUCCGUUGCGGCUCCCAGUGUUGUGAGCCAAGUUGGAGUUUCAGUAUUAACUACAACACCAUUAGUGACAGCAAGUGUUGUGCCCACACCUGCAAUGUUGCAAGCAACUCCAACGGCGACUGUAAAACCAAUGCCGGCGUCUGGGACUCGAACGGUUGCCGUUGCACCAACUGCCGUGGCAGCGACGUCGGAUGUCUCGUCCGGUUUAAGCCAAGAAACACCAGCAAAUGUUGAAAAUGUUGCCGAAGUGAGUAGCGAGCACAAUGUGACGCUUUCUGUAGAAGCAAUGGAUCAGGAGAGUGAAGAACCGGAGGCUGGUGAUCAGUUGGAAGAAGGAGAGAUUCCACGGAGUGCCAGUCGAGACGCAAGUAGAGCACACAGUCCGACGUCUGUACAGCCGGCAAGUUCCGGCAAACGGCCACGCGAGGAAGCACAAUCGAGUGGGUCGUCUGUUGGUUCUGCAGGCAAGAGAGUGAAAAUGUCCGAAGACAUACUGGAAGCAUCAGAGUUGUCACACAUUGAGACUGCUUCAACAGAAACGUCACAAACGAGUGCCGAGCAGUCGCAACACAUUGAGAUUAGCUCGAGUGGUCAGAUCGAAGACUCGACGGAACGAAGUCACGACGAUGCUGGCGACGAGUUGGUAGAAAGAGCAGCACAUUACAGUCAUAGUGAAGAGAUGCAGGAAGGGACUGUCACUCAAGGAGAGAAUGAGGAGCCACAUGCAUCAGCUGAGGCUUGGACUGAAGACGUCUCAGAGCAAGGACCUUUGCCAGAAACGACGGAAAGUGGACAGACAGGCAGCGGAGAAUCGGACAACGAAAUGGCUGCAGAAGAGCAGCUUCCGAUCAGCGGAAGUGAUGUCACGGUCACUGAACCACAAACAUCACAAUCUAGUGACCAGAUGUCGAAUGUGGGUGAGUCCAGUCAGGCAUCAUCCAGCCUGCAACCUCCAAUGGCACCUGCGAGUCAUUCGAAGUCUAGAUUAGAGCUGGCUCGAUCUGAGCUGCCACGAUUCUCAUUUGGACAGCCACAUCCUGCACCAUCAAGUGGCAUUCAUUAUGAUGAAUCAGAAGACUCGACUGUUCCACACACGCCUGUCCUCCAUCCUCCUGGAAGAAGUGACUUUGCCCAGAUGAUCGCAUCACCCAUGGUGAACACUCAGCCGAGGUUUCCACAGUCACAACAACUUGUAGAUCCAGGAAGAGACAGUUUGGGAGCAAUUGCAACGCAGUCCGGUUUAAGAAUGGAUGACACUCAAAUUGACCUUCUUGGAUCGGGACGCUCGUCUCUUCAUCUCCACGUCUCACGCCAACAGCCAGAAGACGAGCACGUCCACACAUCUAUUGACCAUUCAAUUGGUGACUCUGAAGGACAACAGCAGUCAGAACAAUUAGGUUUAGAGGCUGACUCUGUGAUGACCGUUGGUGAAGAGGUGGAGAGUGAACAUAUGACAAGUGAGGUGCAUCUAGCGCCAGCGGAAACGAGUCUACCAGCCAGAGAUCAUUUCGUACAUGAAGACGACGUGAUUGACUUGACAGACAAUACUGGAGAUCAGUUUGGAGUCGGUGAGUCGUCAUCCGCUGUCGCUGCUUGGAUCGACGAGUCAAGUGAACCGGGUGAAUCCUAUCUAACUGCCGAACAAGCGAACGACCAAGUCGUAGAAACAGCCAGUGAAUCCGAUGUCAUAGAGUUAUCUGGUGAUGAAGCAUCGGAGCUCACCAGAAGACGCGAAGAAGGGAGAGAAACGGAGGAAGGAGACGACGACGAAUCUCAAAGUCAUACGACAGCUCAAGAGGCGUCUAGCAGCGGGUCAACUGAUGACACCCUAACGAGAGUUCAAUCGUCAGGAACGCGGUCUGGACGGAGAAUCAACAUCGUUCGAUCCACACAGCCAGGUCGUUCUGGGAGAUCAUCUGGCAAACCAAAGUCUGGAGAUUAAAACGACAUGUAGAGUUGUGUUAGCCUAUUGUAGGCAUCUUUGACAUCGUCUAGUGAAUUUUCAUCUAAUGCAUGAACAGAUCUGUUGCUACCAGACAGUUAGACACGAUAUGACUAUUGGAGUGUAUGUAAAGAAUUCAAACAUAUGAAGAA